Cuculus canorus (common cuckoo) is the source of this 4836-nucleotide messenger RNA. It is a transcript of the gene ASAP1, whose product is annotated as ArfGAP with SH3 domain, ankyrin repeat and PH domain 1. The record is from RefSeq and is a predicted model, not a curated record. Gene Ontology annotation, cellular component: cytoplasm. Gene Ontology annotation, biological process: positive regulation of GTPase activity. The coding region runs from base 291 to 3737 and encodes 1148 amino acids. Gene Ontology annotation, molecular function: GTPase activator activity; protein binding. The transcript has 31 exons. NCBI's taxonomy places the organism in Eukaryota, Metazoa, Chordata, Aves, Cuculiformes, Cuculidae.
GUCUGCUCACCGGUCAGGACAUUUAUGGAUGCAGAUCAACACUCUUAGACUCCAGAAUUCUGGGGAUUGCCAUACACUGGAUUUCCUUUGUGAUUAUUGUUAUUUUAUUCCACUUUAUUUUAUCUUUUUGUGGCAAGAAAACCUGAAGAAACAUGAUCUAUUUCAACUGCCCAUGGGAAAAUAUGUUUUAGUCUGAGAUUGAAUAAUGGCCUUAGGUUUGAGGACCAAAUCUGGAAUGGGAAUUCAGACUGCACGCGUCCUGGUAGGUUUGUGGUCGUGACAGAUGAGACAUGAGAUCUUCAGCUUCCAGGCUUUCAAGUUUUUCUUCAAGAGAUUCACUAUGGAAUCGGAUCAUGCCGGACCAGAUCACCGUGUCGGAGUUCAUCGCCGAGACCACAGAGGAUUACAACUCCCCGACCACCUCCAGCUUCACCACCCGGCUGCAGAACUGCAGGAAUACGGUCACACUGCUGGAAGAGGCAUUGGAUCAAGACAGAACUGCGCUACAGAAGGUGAAAAAAUCUGUGAAAGCAAUAUAUAGUUCGGGUCAAGAUCAUGUUCAGAAUGAAGAAAACUAUGCACAAGUACUAGAUAAAUUUGGGAGUAAUUUUUUAAGUCGGGAUAAUCCAGAUCUUGGCACAGCUUUUGUAAAAUUUUCCACGCUUACUAAAGAGUUAUCAACACUGCUGAAGAACCUGCUCCAGGGUUUAAGCCACAAUGUUAUUUUCACGUUGGAUUCUCUCUUAAAAGGAGACUUAAAAGGUGUGAAAGGGGACCUCAAAAAGCCAUUUGACAAAGCCUGGAAGGAUUAUGAAACCAAAUUUACAAAAAUUGAAAAGGAAAAAAGAGAACAUGCAAAACAGCAUGGGAUGAUAAGAACUGAAAUAACAGGAGCUGAGAUAGCGGAGGAAAUGGAGAAGGAAAGGCGGUUAUUUCAGCUACAGAUGUGUGAAUAUCUUAUUAAGGUUAAUGAAAUCAAGACAAAAAAAGGUGUGGACCUUCUGCAGAACCUUAUUAAGUACUAUCAUGCACAGUGCAAUUUCUUCCAAGAUGGCUUGAAAACAGCUGAUAAACUUAAACAAUAUAUUGAAAAGUUGGCUGCUGACUUAUAUAAUAUAAAGCAGACACAAGAUGAAGAAAAGAAACAACUUACUGCUCUUCGUGAUUUGAUAAAAUCUUCUCUGCAGCUUGAUCAGAAAGAGGAUUCACAGAGCAGACAAGGAGGAUACAGUAUGCAUCAGCUUCAGGGGAAUAAGGAAUAUGGCAGUGAGAAGAAAGGUUAUCUUUUAAAGAAGAGUGAUGGGUUAAGGAAAGUAUGGCAAAGAAGAAAGUGCACUGUUAAAAAUGGAAUUCUUACCAUAUCACAUGCAACGUCCAACAGGCAACCAGCUAAACUGAAUUUAUUGACCUGCCAGGUGAAGCCAAAUGCUGAAGAUAAGAAGUCUUUUGAUCUAAUAUCACAUAACAGAACAUACCACUUUCAAGCAGAAGAUGAACAGGAAUACGUAGCAUGGAUAUCAGUGUUGACUAACAGCAAAGAAGAAGCAUUAAAUAUGGCAUUCCGUGGAGAGCAGAGCACAGGGGAAAACAGUUUAGAGGAUCUGACAAAAGCCAUUAUUGAUGACAUACAGAGAUUACCAGGAAAUGAAGUCUGUUGCGAUUGUGGCUCACCAGAUCCAACAUGGCUAUCAACUAAUUUGGGCAUUUUAACCUGCAUUGAGUGUUCUGGAAUACACAGAGAAAUGGGUGUUCAUAUUUCUCGAAUCCAGUCAUUGGAAUUAGACAAGUUAGGAACGUCUGAACUCUUGCUGGCCAAGAAUGUAGGAAAUACUAGUUUUAAUGAUAUUAUGGAAGGGAAUCUACCUAGUCCUUCACCUAAACCUGGUCCAUCAAGUGAUAUGACUGCACGUAAAGAAUUUAUCACUGCUAAAUAUGUAGAUCAUAAGUUCUCUAGGAAGACUUGUGCAUCUGCAGCAGCUAAACUGAAUGAAUUACUUGAGGCUGUCAAAUCCAGGGAUUUACUUGCACUAAUUCAAGUCUAUGCAGAGGGGGUAGAGCUAAUGGAGCCACUGAUAGAGCCUGGACAGGAGCCAGGUGAAACAGCACUUCAUUUAGCAGUCCGGACUGCUGAUCAAACCUCUCUCCAUCUCGUUGACUUCCUUGUACAAAACUGUGGAAACCUGGAUAAGCAAACAGCAUUGGGUAAUACAGUUCUACACUACUGCAGUAUGUAUAAUAAGCCUGAGUGUUUGAAAUUGCUUUUGAGGGGGAAGCCAACUAUUGAUUUAGUAAAUCAAGCUGGAGAGACAGCUCUGGACACAGCAAAAAGAGUGAAAGCUGUCCAGUGUGAAGAGCUGCUUUCUCAAGCCAAGGCAGGAAAGCUAAAUCCACAUGUCCAUGUAGAGUAUGAAUGGAAUCUUCGACAGGAAGAAAUUGAUGAAAGUGAUGAUGACUUAGAUGAUAAGCCUAGUCCUAUAAAAAAAGAAAGAUCUCCAAGGCCCCAAAGUUUUUGUCAUUCUUCGAGCAUUUCUCCCCAAGACAAAUUGACUCAUCCUGCAUUUAGCACUCCUAGAGACAAGCAGAGACUCUCCUAUGGAGCAUUUAGCAAUCAGAUUUUUGCUUCUACAAGCACAGAUUCACCCACCUCUCCAACUGCAGACGCUCCUCCUCUUCCUCCCAGAAAUGCUGGCAAAGUACCCGUUCUGCCGUUAACUGGAAUACUGGUUCUUCCAUAUCUUUCAUUAAGUGGCCCACCUUCAACCCUCCCUCUAAGCACUCAAACCUCUAGUGGCAGCUCCACUCUUUCCAAGAAGAGACCACCUCCCCCACCCCCAGGACACAAAAGAACCCUCUCUGACCCACCAAGCCCACUACCUCAUGGACCCCAGAAUAAGGGCCCAAUUCCUUGGGGUAAUGAUUUGGGCCCACCUUCAACUAAGGCUGCAAACAAGUUUGAGGGGAUGUCUCAGCAAUCAAGCACUGGGACUGCAAAGACUGCACUUGGCCCUAGAGUUCUUCCCAAACUACCUCAGAAAGUGGCACUAAGGAAAAUAGAAACCAGUCAUCAUCUUUCAAUAGAUAAAUCCCAUCAGCACACAGAGAUGUUUCAGAAGCCCUCGCUGUCCAUCGAUAUACCACAGAAACCACAACCUGGAGACUUGCCUCCAAAGCCUCUGCCUCUGGAAUUAACUCAGAAACCUCAAGUGGGAGAUUUACCCCCAAAGCCUGGAGAACUACCCCCAAAGCCUCAGCUAGGAGACUUGCCACCAAAACCACAACUUGGAGACUUACCUCCAAAGCCGCAAAUGAAGGACCUUCCUCCAAAACCUCAGCUAGGAGACCUGUUGGCUAAAACUCAAGGUGGAGAAGCAUCACCGAAGCCUCAGCCCUCCGAGGCAAAUCAAAAAUCUCACUCCUUAGAUCUUUCUCCAAACGUACAAUCUAGAGACACCGUCCAAAGGCAACCAUCUGAAGAAUCUAAUGACAUAACACAUACCCUGCCAGAAACCCCUGUUCCACUUCCCAGGAAAAUAAAUAUGGGCAAAAACAAAGCUAGGCGAGUGAAGACCAUUUAUGACUGCCAGGCCGAUAAUGAUGAUGAGCUAACGUUUGCUGAAGGAGAAGUAAUUAUUGUAACUGGUGAAGAGGACCAAGAGUGGUGGAUUGGCCACAUCGAAGGACAGCCAGAGAGGAAAGGGGUCUUUCCAGUGUCCUUUGUGCACAUUCUGUCAGACUAGUAAACAUAAAUCCUAAACUUGAGCAUUGCACAUUCUUCAUGCAAGACGGGCUUUUUAGCAAAAGCGAACGCUGCUGCCUCCCUGUAAUCCUGUGCACAAUUGUAUAUAUAGCUGCUGUUACAAAUUAAGAAUUCAUUUAAGUUUCACCUCAUGAGGUUCAAUUAUAUGUAUUGUAAAUAUACUGUGUUAUUCUGCCUUUGCCAGUAUUAUGGUAGCCUUGGAACCUGGCACGCCUUAUUGGGUUCUUUGAAGCCAUCUUCGGCAUCUAGCACUUACAUCUCUGUGUCUAUGCUGUUCAAAAUACGUAUGAACUGCCAGCUUUCCAAACAUAGGUGGUCUCUGUCAACCAUGUAACUGUACAGAAAUGACUGUUCCUAAUAACUCGGUAUUCUCAGUAUACAAUUAGCGAAAGUUAGAAUGAGUGAAUGGUUUUGGACAAUUUACAAAUCAGUCUGCAGUUUAUAAAGUGUAUGCAGUUUACAGCUAUGGAACCCACUUCGGUAUUUAUUUAAUAUAGUGCUCAGUUAAAUGUAAUUAUGAAGACAAAUAUUCACUGACUUUACAGAUAACAGUAAUGUUUUAUGGUGUGCAUACAGCAUUUCAUGUUUAUAUUAUGUGGACCUAUGCCAAACUGUGAUUGCAAUUCCCCUGUGAUAUUACCUCACUAUAAAAUGUUACAAAUUUAUUUCAUUCAAAAACUUAUUUUAAUGAAAAUUAGUCAUAUUGUUCUUUAGUAGAUAUAUGUGAAAUUUGCUGGUUUCUUUCACUGAAUUCUUCGUAACCAAGGACUUCUAGAAAAUGUUAACUGUUGACAUUAUGCAUGCAUUUAGAUGCUUACUUGAAACCUGCCUUUGUACAAAAGUAGUACUGUAGUCAUAUAGCUACAUUUGAAGAAAAGAACUUUUUAACUUAAUUGCUAUUCAGAUUAAUGUGAGCUUGCAACAGUAUUUGUUUAUAGCUAAAUUGGCUCUUUGAAAAAUUAUUUUGGGGGCGUUGUUUUCCUCUGUCUUCAACCUUGCUAAAACUUAGAUACCUAAAAUAAAACUUCUUCAGUGGUGAUAAAAGAAUAAACUUAAAGUAUUUUAAAUUGCUCUAAAAA